AUGCGAAGAAUAGUAUAUCAGUGUCCUGCUGAUAUCAUUCUAGCGCCAUCAGGACGUCCUCUGACCGAUCUUGAGUACGCUGAGUAUGUUAUAUUGGCGGAGAGCAGUACGAAACUUCAACUUGUUGUGAACCUUGUGUCGAAGCUGGCUGCAGCCUGUGGACUAUGUCUACACUCUGACAAAUACAAGCAGAUGUGGAUCUCUUCGAGAUCUCGAACGGGAAUCAGAGUGGACGGACAACCGAUAGAACUCGUCAAUUAG
Necator americanus (New World hookworm) is the source of this 261-nucleotide messenger RNA. RefSeq lists its product as uncharacterized. The record is from RefSeq and is a predicted model, not a curated record. Bases 1 to 261 code for a protein of 86 amino acids. The transcript has a single exon. NCBI's taxonomy places the organism in Eukaryota, Metazoa, Nematoda, Chromadorea, Rhabditida, Ancylostomatidae.